AUGGAAGAAAAGAACGUAUUUUAUGAAAAGCUAGAUGAAUAUUAUAAAUUGAAAUCUAAAAAAAAACCUUAUUCUAACAGUAGUAAAAAAUAUCGACGACAAUACUAUCUACUAUCUGCAUAUGAUGUAUUAAGUGUUGCAGAAGAAAAGUUUUUAAUACACAAACAAAAUGCAGCUGAUGAAAAAAUAAGGACAGUCAAAAAAAUACAAAUUGAACGUGUACUUGGACAUGAAGGUCAAAUUAUAGCUGCAGAGAAAAUGGUCAAAGGAAACAACAAAAAAACGGACGAUUUUGAAAUAAAUCAAUGUGUUGUAUUUGGAGUACCAAAAGUUGAUAUGGGGACCUACAGAUCCCCCAAACAUAAUUUGUGUGAUCACGGAACAAAAAAAAAAAAGGAUAACAUAAACUUGGAACAAAAUAUGGUUUACUCAAAGGAUGGUUCAGUAGCAAAAAAUCCUUGCCAAUCAAGUAGGUGUGCUUGUUUUAAAAAUAAUAUGCAAUGUAACAGUCGAUGUCAUAAUCAAUCGUCGUGUAAAAAUAAAUAA
Messenger RNA from Macrosiphum euphorbiae (potato aphid), 546 nucleotides. The record is from the annotation of a GenBank genome assembly. Lineage: Eukaryota; Metazoa; Arthropoda; Insecta; Hemiptera; Aphididae.